AUUUAUUCCUGCAGUGAGGACGAUGCAGAGACGACCUGUAGAGUCUGCACAGAGCAACACAAUGGAGACACUAGCUGUCCUGUGAUUGGCUGAACGCUGACCUCAGUAUAAAGAUGGCCCACCUCUUCCUCACCAGUAAGAUCGCCAUUCCGGAUGACCUCCACAGCAAAGGUGGCGCCAGGAUUUCCCGGAGCGGCGCAAGGACGGCGACACUGAUCUCUGCCGAGAAGCUGAGCCGGGACAAGGCCCGGAGGGACCGCGGCGUCGUUGUGAUGACGCGCGUUCCGCAUAUCAACGAGGUCCAGCUGACGGCGGCGACCGGCGGUGCCGAGAUGUCUUGCUACCGCUGCACCGUGCCGUUUGGCAUCGUGGUCCUAAUCGCCGGCAUCGUGGUCACGGCGGUGGCGUACACCUUCAACUCCCACGGGUCGACCAUCUCGGUGCUCGGGCUGGUGCUGCUGUCUGCUGGACUGGGCCUGCUGGGGUCCAGUGCCCUCUGCUGGAGGCUCCGACUCAGGAAGAACAAGGACAAACGCAGGGAGAGCCAGACCGCCCUCAUGGCGAGUCAGGGAUACUGCGUGGCAUAAUCUCCGUCCUGAGCGAACAUAAAGUCACGCUGGUGGUUCAGAUGAAUAACUUCAGGGAGAACCUGAACGCACCACACGAACAAAGUUUAACAGGGACAUGAAUUGGUGAACUUUACAUAUGGUAAAAAGAUGGAGCAGCUUGUAUUCGCUGCAGGCGGCGAAGACUCUGCAGACACCUUCAAGGACAAUGAUGGUCUGAGUAAAGGACGAGUGUUUGGACACAUAGCAGCCUGCAGGAGGAUUCAGCGGGGACCACCAACCGAUGGUUCAUUAUUCCUCAAAUGUCCCAUUAGUCCCACCGAAAGCCCAUUUGUCCGACAGCCCCUUCCCCCCCAAACACAGACGCCGUCUUCCUCCCAAAAUACACAACCUCCCUGCCACAAGCAGAAGUACUUAUGGUUGAUUAUUAUAUAGAAUGGCGUCAUCGGGCCUUUUUAACAUUUGGUGUUUAAUUUCGGGAUAACUGGCUGUCAGACAGAUUUGUUUUGGUCUGACUGUUGAGGUUUCAGAACCCGGCACGUGAUGGACAAUGGACCGGAGCUGAACCUUUCUUUAAAAAGCUGAGACAAUGACGUUAAUAAUGGAUUCCUCAGACAUUUUAUUGACUCACCAAAUCACCAGAUUUGAUACAAAAUGUAUUUCUCACUUAUUGAAACAGAUUUGGUGUUUGAUAAUAAGGUUAGUUGUGGCUCUACAGAGCUGAUGUCCAGUAACUCUAACUAAAAGCUGCUAGUAAGCUAUAAAAGACAUUUAACAAGGUACUCUAUUGUUGAUUUCUUUAUCUCGUCAGUCCGUUACUCGGAUUCUGUCACAUUGUGUUUGGGUGAAAAUAUUGGAUUUGAGCUUUUGUUUCUUCAUAUUAAAAUAAACAUUUAAAGGUUAAAAACACAAUGUAAGAGUAACGUUCUGAAUACUACGAAGGCGUGUAACGACCAUUGUCGAUAAAAACAAUAAAAAUAAAAAUGAUUACAGAGCCAGGGGAAGGUAUUCCCUAAAAAAAACUUUAUUCAAGUCAAUUUAUAACAACAAACUUGAAUAUUCUCUGAAAUUAUUAAAUCACAAAUCUACGAGAAACAAGUCGUAAUUUGUGAGUUUAAUUUCAGACAAUUGUGAGUUUUUCUCACAAAUACAUAUUCUUAGAUAAUAUUCAAAAGAUAAUUUUCUUUGUACAUUUGUGAGUUUUUUCUUGUAAAUUUCUCACUUUAAAUUCAGAGAAUAUUCAAGUUUUCUUUGCAAAUUCAUGAAUUUUUUCCUCUGAAAUGUACAAAUUUAAUCUCAGAAAUUCUGACUGCUAUCCCAGAAUAUAACUUCCCUCCGCCGUGUCCGUACUAUAUAUUCUAACCAACAAUUGCCCGAAUACGCUGUCGUAGAACAAACAAACAGACGGGGCUCAUCUGCGAUAUGCCACUUUAUAUGUUUAAACUUCCAAAGUGAUGAAAAAUAACCAAAUGUCAUGUAUUCCUCCAUAUUAAAGAGUUCACAUGAAGAUGUUAAACUGAUGCUUAACUUUCCUUUUUCAGUUUAAUGUAUUCAUUGUAUUAAACUCAAAGUGCGAACAUGAGACUCUCGCUGAGGUUUUGUACUUCAGCUCGGCUGUUUAUAUUUAGUUGUGUAUGUGUUGCCUAGCGUCUCUCAGACACACGACCACAUAAACAUAAAGUUGUGUCAUCUGGAGCCGGAGGAGGUUGUGCUGACGGGUAACGGUUACAACGCGUUGUCACUUCUGCAGUGCUAACUUUAUCUCCACUGAAGAGCAGCAUCCUGGGAAUGUGGGGGGAGGGGGGGAAGGAUGCAAUGUUGCAUCACCUCCAUGGACGGACAAAAAAAUAAAUAAAUAUGAAGUCAAAUAAGUCCGACAUAAAAAGUUGUACAUUUUCGAAAAGAAAACUCCAAUAUUAUUUGUGCUUAAAGAAGAAAAGUGUUAAAUUUACAAGAAUAAAAUAAAUAAGUUUCUUCUUACGUUUUUUAAUAUGUAGUGCAAUGUUGCUGUUUCAAAUCCCUCCGAGGUCCCGACCUGCAUAAAGUAAUCUUUAAAUGUAUACAGUGUUGUUACUUUUGUGCACUUUAAACACUUUUAUUGAAAAUGGAUUAAGGUGUUCAGGUGAAAGUAUUUUAAGAUGUAAUUCUGUAAAAUACAUUUUAAGGGUUUGUCGCAACUUAAAACCCUUAAACCGCAGAUGAUCCAUUAAAUGGAAACAUGAUGUCAUCUUAAAGUCAAAACCUGCUAACAAGUAUUAAAGGGGCAGCUUCCAUUCCUGCAGGGGACCUUUGUAGUCAUACCCUUUUUAUCCCCCCCCAUUUCCUGUCUGCCUCUUCCCUGUAAACUGUCCAAUAAAUGAACAUUAAGUUUAAAAGAAUCCAUUUCUUAUCCUCAAAUCUUAAUUGAGAGAUUCAGGUCAUUUAAACUGCUUCUGUAAUGUUAGCACAUCUUGUACAUCUUCUGUUUUCUGUGAAAGUGUUUAUUUCCUUCUGUCGACCCUCAGAGGGCUGUUCUUUCACAAUAAGAGUCUCUUAUUGUGAAAAUCCUGUUUUGAAUGAGUUUACUGUGUAUUGGAUUAAACCAGACUUUAUAAGAACCAGAGAUAAUCCAUUAAAAACAGGAAACGUGGGAUUAUUCGACAUGUUAACCCCUCCGGACCACCGUGGCAGAUGAACGAUUAUAAUCCCAAUGUUGCAGGUUCGAUUCCCGCCGGAGUCCUUUAAAACCUUUUCUCUCCCCGACAUCCUGUCUUCACUGUAAACUGUUCAAUAAAGGUGAAA
Molecule: messenger RNA, 3347 nt
Organism: Cottoperca gobio
Lineage: Eukaryota; Metazoa; Chordata; Actinopteri; Perciformes; Bovichtidae
Product: transmembrane protein 100-like
Exons: 2
Coding region: 114-587 (157 amino acids)
Biological process (GO): cellular response to BMP stimulus
Cellular component (GO): plasma membrane
Source: RefSeq, a predicted model, not a curated record